Molecule: messenger RNA, 1033 nt
Organism: Amborella trichopoda
Lineage: Eukaryota; Viridiplantae; Streptophyta; Magnoliopsida; Amborellales; Amborellaceae
Product: keratin-associated protein (DUF1218)
Source: RefSeq, a predicted model, not a curated record
GGUAUUGGAAACCCUAAUUCUCCAGUCUGGAAUAUACGCCCCCUUCCAGACGGUAUUGGGGAAAGAUUCAUUUUGGCCAGCCUUUAGUUGAACUAUUACUUACUGAAUUUUCACAAGUUGCGCAAUAAGUAUUAGUUCUCUUUCUCUUAUUUAGUCAUUCCCCCUUUUGGUUGAGGAGACCACAUCGUACUGCAUCAGGGGGACAAUGGCUUUGAGUCAAACUGCCCAGAUUGCUAUUGCGAUUGGGACACUUGGUGCUCUUUCAUUUAUAUUUGGAGUGGUUGCGGAAAAUAAAAAGCCUGCCUCCGGAAGCCCAAUUGUUGGAAAGGACUUCGUGGUAUGCAAGUUCCCAUAUGACCAAACUGUCCCAUUGGGCGCUUUGUCAUUGGUGUGCCUUGUCUUCUCAAGCAUUCUCGGUUUGGUCUCUGUGUACUUUCCCUACCAGAAAAAGACGGUCCCUGCUGCUAUUCUCUUCAGGAGCACCUCCCUAUGCGUGUUCUUUGGCAUUGCCACUCUCGUUUCAACAGUGUCUUUUGUGCUUCUCAUGUGGGGCACCAUCACCGAAGGCCUCCACCAUGUUAACAAAGUGCACAACGAUGUUACCUACGCUUGUCCAACUGCAAAGACUGGUUUGUUUGGAGGUGCUGCUUUCUUGGCUCUUGAUUCAGCUCUCUUUUGGUUGAUUUGCCAAAUGCUCACUCUUAAUUCUAGGGCUGAUUAUGAGGAGGAAGAUCCCAAAGGGGAUUAUGGCGAAGUCCACACAGCCGAUUACACCAACUCCAAUAAUCCCAAGGUUUGAGAAGAAGAAAAGAUAUGAGAACCAAUAAUUUGGAAAGAACCUCAAAGUCACUUUUCUUUUUUAUGGUGGUGUGUGUGGCUACUGCUGAACACUUGAAUAAGCAAUGUACAUACCUUCAUUGCUAUGAAUAUUAGGGGAUAAUCUGUUGUGGAUUCUCUCUCUCUGACAAUGUAAAUGCCUUUAUUGCUAUGAAUUUAGGGGGUAAAUGGAAUUGAUGCUGUUUUGUGGACUUUA